AUGCCUGCACACCUGCAAGGUCCGCCCCUUCAGAAGCUGGACUCCCAAGCCCCAUCAUCUCCAGCUCUUGACCGUGGUCAAGAUCACACGCCAUGUGUGGAGCCAAAGUUUGACUGCGUGAGCCUUGUGUGUUGCCUCAGCCAGUCCAACAGUCCUGGUGUCUCUCCUGUCUCCUUGCAGUGGGAAGUGCCGUGUGCCAGCAUGGUGUGAGCCAAUCCUCUGGAGAGGAGGCAGCGUGAAUCAGCUCAGCUACCGAAGCCACAUGGAAUUGAAAAGGAGCGACCACAAGCCCGUCAGCUCCCUCUUCCUCACAGGGGUAACACCUGCCCUGGCCAGGGCUAUCGUCUAUUCAGGGUUUUUAGUUGCCUGCUAUGUGGCACCUCCUCGAAUCUGGGCAGGCCCUGACCAACAACCAGGCCCCUUUCCACAGAGCUCCUCCUUGGCCAAUGACUUCCGGUGCAAGGAGUGGGCAGGUUUUGGCUCUGUUAAAUCCCUAGGCUUCCAUUCUCCACUGUUCUGAGUACACGCUGCUCCUGCAGGCAUGGCAGACCACAUGGGCUGAACUGUAUACCUUAACCGUUGGCUCCAUUCAUGCAAUGGAGCUUCUGUGGUACUUGGCUUGGAGCAUUUGGCUUCAGCCCAUUGGGUCUGGAAGUCACAGCCGCUGCCAUCCUGGGGAAGCUCUCAGAGUUACAGUACUUGCCUCUUUCAGGGCUGGGAACAGGGGGGUGCAUCAGGCCUUUCUGCUCUUAACUCAUGCCCCCCCCCUUUUAGUCCAUAGCCCCAACAAAUGUGCUCUGCCCCCCCCCAUAGGUGAAGGUUGUGGCUGACCGACGGUACCGGAAAGUGUUUGAAGAUAUUGUUCAGUUGAUGGACAGGAUGGAGAACGAAUUCCUUCCCUCCCUGGAGGGAGGUAAAGACGAAUAGGAUCCUCUCCAACCCCUUAAAGAGGGUUUGCUGCAAAAAGACCAGGGGGGAAAGAAGCCCUUGGCCCAUCUAGCUCAGUCUUGAUUUUCCGGGGAUCUCUCCCAGCCCUACCUGGAGAUGCUGGGGAUAGAACCUGGGACCUUUGCAUGCAAGGCAGAUGCCCUUCCACUGAGCGGCAGCCUCUUCCUCUUCCUCGCAGGCAAAGACUCCAGGGGUAGCCAGCGUGGUGCCCUCCAGAUGCUGGACUACAACUCCCAUCAUCCCCAGCCAACAUGGCCAGUGGCAAGUGCAGCAAGAUCUGGAGAGCCCCACGUGGACCUGUUGCAUGUGCAGUCCCCUAAAUGAGAGCCCGGGGCCAAGGACAAACUUCCCCCGGAGCACGUUUCCUUGCCUCUGCUGAAGGCAAGCACUCUCUUUCCUCCUCCCCCCCCCUUUUUGCUCUGCAGUUUCCGUUUGAGAAUGUGAAGUUCCGGUAGCUGCAGAAGGAGAAGUUCCAGAUCACAAACAACGGGCAGGUCACCCUCCACUUCUCCUUUAUCCCCAAGCUCAGUGACAGCCAGUAUUGUAAGCCAUGGCUUCGCGCUGAGCCCUGCGAGGGAUACUUGGAGCCCAGCGCGUCUCUCUCUGGAAUCAGAGAACUGUAGAGUUGGAAAGGGACCCCAAGGCUCAUCUAGGGAAGGCCUUGGUUUCCUUUUCAUCCCCCCUUUUCCCCUCCUCUUCCCAACCCUCCUCCCUCAAACCUUGGGAGUUUGGUAGAGCAGGGGAGGCUUAACAUUUGUGGGCUGCAUUGCCCCAUGCUCAAGCCUCCAAGGGCCACACGUCAAAGCAGCUGAGCCCAAAGUGUAAAAGUGUGUGUGACCAGCUUUAAACACACACACACACACAAAUGAAUUGAAGCAAAACAAUGCUGGAGGGUCCCCAAACACCUUUUGGCAUCGCAGGGAACCAGUGAGAGCAGUCCGUCCAAAAAUUACCUUUUUAAAAAAAAUAUGCGUAUUUUUAUGUUGUGGAGGCACAAAAAUAUCUUGGGGAACAUAUAGAACUAGCCAAACUUUUAAAAACUCAAUGAAAUGUAAACUAAAAAAGAAAGUUACAUUGGGGGUGCAAAAAUCCUUUCCCUUUUUAUAUUCUUUUGUUAGGAUCACUUUCUCUCACCCCCCAGUAUCCUGUCACCAUCUUCUGUGCAGCUGCUGCUUUGGAGGACUAGAGAGGAAAGUGGGGUGGGGGUGGGAACUGAGUCGCUUCUUCUCCUAAUUCUUGAAGUUAAGGUUUCCCCCAUACACCUGUGAGAACAGGAGGCUGUACUAGAUGGGCCAUUGGCCUGAUCCAGCAGCCUCCUAUUGUGUCCUUCUGUUCAAUUAUUCACCGUCUUAACUUUUAAUUUACAGACAAGCCAACUUGGCUGUGCCAAAGAGUGUAUCUACCUGACCUCCUCCCGUUUUAGGUGAGACGGUGGACAUUUCCCUGGAUGUGUACGUCAGCAAGGAAGAGAAGAUUGAGGCUAUCUUUGUCCUUCACCUUGACCGUGGCAAGGACUAUUUCCUCACCAUCAGUGGGAGCUACCUACCAAGCUGCUUCGGGACCUCCUUGGAAGCCUUGUGCUGGAUGAGGCAGCCGAUUGGCAAAGUUCCCGUCACCAGACUUAUUGACCUGGUAGGGAAAGGGGUUGAUUUCCCUGGCAGGUUCAUGUGCUGAAUGUCUACCCUUCCCACUCUGCUUGCCUGCUUGAAAAACAGCUGCUCUUCCACUCAGCAAUGUGGGGGCUGGGGUCCUCCGCUGCAUUCAGCUUCAGCUUCUGUAGCUGUGCACCCGCUUCCUGUGUGCUGUUCAUGCCCUUUGUUUGCCUUGACUGAGUCAUCCCAGGUUCUGGUCCUCCCACCUGCCCUUUCGCAGGGCCACUGAACCGUGUGCAUUUCCCUGCCAUCUGCCCAGAUACUGUUCAGCCAACGGGCUGUUUCUUUCUCUUCUCAGGGCCUGUGCCAUUAACACCCUUGGUUGUCUGUUGCUCUUGCCUUCCUCUUCUGAUCUCGGGGAGAAGACAGCUUCCUAGAAAAGGUAACAGUUGGUUUGCUAUCCUCUAGAUGUUCUUGUAGCGGGCUCAAAUCAGGUACAGGCAACGCCCCGUUUACACGGGGGUUGCGUUCCGAGGUACCGUGCGUUUAAAUGAAAUUGCGUAUAUUGGGGACAGCAUUGGAAAAGCCUGCAAACACCCUCUAAACUUCCGGAAACCCUUUUGAAAGGCCUUUUGAAAACCAGCAGCACUUGCCAGCCUCCCUGCAAAACUCCUUGCUCCAACUCUCCACAGGCCUGAAAGGUCGGUGCCAAAGCUCCUGGGAGGGAGUCGAGAUGCUGUUUCCAUGCCGCUUUGCCGCUUUUGUGCUCUUGGGGGGGACAUUUUUGCCCCUUCAAGUGCCCCUUCCAGUGUGCAUGUGCCCCGAAGGCACGUAAAUGGAGUUGCCCUUGUCAACAAUCAGCAGCUGCUCCAUGCAGUGGCAGCUGGUCCCUUAGGGCAAACCAGGCACUACCCCACCAACCUGACUUUCCUCUCAGGCAACCCGCACCUGCCUGCCUUCUGACUCAAAUCCAGUCCAGGUGGUGGCUCUAGCUCUCUGCUUUGGUCUCUUCCCUAGUCUCAACAUGGCCCUUGUAGAACUCGGCAGAGGAGAAUGGAGACGAAACCAGAAUUUGCCAUCACUGCUUGUCACUGAUUUUGCGCUGCUUGACUCUGGGUCCGCUUGCGAUUGGCAGCACGGGAGGCAGAAAGCCCAGUCUCAUGAUGCAGGCGCCAGCCCUCUCUGGCCCCAAGAGCCAGUUUUCUCCUUAUCUCUGUGCUCAGCAACUGCUGCACAGGCUAUGCCACUCUGGCUUACUCUUACCACCUGAGCACUGGCAUUUGGGAAGCAGUAGUGGCUGCUUUGGGGUGGCUCAGGGAAAUGUCACUCCUCUCGAAAUCAGAUAUACUUGGGUGUAUUAUCAUAGCCACAAGGAGACAGUGGUGACUGUCAAUUUGGACAGCUGUAGACAUUUAGAACCAUGGAGGAUAUGUUUAUCAGUGGCUACCGGUCAAGGCUAUUUCUUGCCACUAUUAUCAGAAACCACAUGCUUUUGAUUAACAGAUUAUUGGGAACAUGAUGGACAGAGUGCAUCAAAUUCUCCAUCCUUGCCAACUCCUUUUAGUGAUGGGCUGCUUGCCAUUGCUGUGCUCCUAAAGCUCUCUUGCUCCCCCCCUCCUCUCUUUCUCUUCUCUUGAAUGUGGUAGCUUGAGAUAGAACUAACCACCCUGAACAUUUCUGGAGAGGAAGAUGGGAAGGAGGCAGGAGGCAUGGUUCACCAGCUGCUGUGUGCUGCAUUGCCCAGACAAAGUCGUGGGCUGGGGCUCCAGCUGUUGUUCAGUUUCUACCACUGCCUCUGCAACGUGCUCUAGACAAGGGGUGGUGAACAUGUGACCCCAUCAUCUCAUCAUGCUGGCUGGGGCUGCAGCCCAUCAACCUAUGAAGGCCCAUCCAUGUUCUGUUGCUGUUUUUGUUACUUAUUUCCUGCCCUUCACCCUAAGGUCCCAAGGCAGGUUCCAGCAAUUUAAAUAAAAUGUUAGCCAAACCUCAUGUCCACAGCUGCAUAUUCAGUAAGCUUUUGGGUGAACUGCACAUCCGGAGUGGGAGGAUUACGAGCUGCAUAUUAAUAGGGGGAGGGGGAGCUUGGAUUUGGGGUGCGAGCAAUUUGUUUUUUGUUUUCCCACUUGAGAUGCUUGCUGUGGCUAGGGCCGGGCAAUAUGUCAAUAUAGCUAUAUUUUGAAAUCAGCUUGAAGUCUAGAUAGUGAGACUGGUUUCAUAAUUUCUGACCUGGCAAUAUAUUGCGAAUCAUGAUGUGUGUGUGUACUAUGCAAAAAACACCAUGUGGGGGGAAACUGUGAAGCCAGACAAUGCUUCUCAAGAUUCCUGCAGCCCCUGUGGACUCUGCCGGUUCAGCUUCCCCUGCCCUCCUGCAGGGGGCAGCAAAAAUCACAAUGCGGGGGAAACCGUGAAGCCAGCCAAUGCCUCUACAUAGCUCCAUCUUAUUUCAGACAUCGCGAUAUAUUGGUGUAUUGCAGUGUUUAGCUAGUGCUAUAUCACCGUGUUGAAAGCCAGCUAUCGCCCAGCCCUAGUUGUGGCCUCAGAGGGCAAGACUUGUCCACCCAGCUGGAGCAAGGAAAGAAUGCAUACAGGCACACAUUCUGUCAGGCUCUCAUGCCAGUCCCGCUUGUCAUUGGACCUCCAGGAGAAGCAGUUUCUGGAUAUCGUACCCCAGGAUGGUGAUGACUCCACUGAGCGGCCAAGGAGAUCUGGCUUUUGGUGGACCACCUCUUCAAGAAUGCCUGCCACCAGGUGAGCUGAGGGGGACUGGUACCAUUGAAAGGAUGGGUGUGGGCUGGAAUCCAGUACCAGUUUUGGGGUGUGCAGGUUCCAAACGCCACAAUUGAUUUAUAUCUUAGCUACCGACUCGCUCUUACAAACUCCUGCUGUGAGUAUAGUGGCACCUUGGUGGAGCGGCAGCGGGUGGGACAUCCAGCAUAUGCUAUUCCUUAGAGCGGCUCAGAAGAACCCAAGUGUUCCCAACCAUUGUCUGUCUAUCCCUAGCAAAGCGGCUCUCUGAGACUCGUCACUAGAAGACGCGGGGAAUGAUUUCACUCUCCCAUUGCCCCAAAUCAUGAGAAGGGUAGUAGGAAUGCUACUGUGGAAAGCAGGCGGGAUACAAUUCUCAGCCCUUGUGCCAGCUCUCUUGGUGAUGGGCUUCUCUCCAUUGUGGCAUUCCUCGACCUCACAUUAUGCACCCCAGGGCUGGAUUGUUCUUCAUGCUAUCCAGGAUUUACCUCAUCCCUUCCUAACGCAUGGGUGAUACUCUGCUUCAGGAGGACCUCUUCCAGACCCCGGGCAUGCAGGAAGAGCUGCAGGAGAUAACUGAGUGCCUGGACACCAGCAUUCCCGAGACGAUCCGUAUCCUCUUUGGGGGGCAUUGUUGGGGAGCAGGGCUGCUUGGUGGUUUUCUUCGCUCUUGGCUGGAGUGGACCUCACUUUUAUAUACCUGGUGGCUUAGGUUCCUAGGCCAGCCCAUCCUUAAGGCUCUGGGACACAGCACAAUGAAAUGCCCACAGUCAAGUCCAGUCAUGCAUCCAAACAGCUUCACAGCUUUAACCCCCAUUUGAAAACAUCAGCCUGGCUAGAUAGAGCAGAGGUGGGGAACCUUGAGAGGCCCGCAGGCCCCACAUCUAGCAUCAUACGUGGUGUCAGGUGUGGAGACAGGUAAAGACAUGGCUGCAAAGGAGCUUCAAGGGCGCGUUCAAUUGUUCUUUGGCAAGCAGGGUUUCUUGACCGCACUUUUGGAGUUGACCACUAGUAUUUGUUGUUUGGAUUGAAACCAUGCCUGCAGAAGGACAUUUCCUCGGCAGAUCAGCUUUGCAGGCAGCUUCGUCAAGAGGGGAGGUGUGGGAUAAUUACAGUGGGAUGGCUCAGCUGGUAGAGCGUGACACUCUUAAUCUCAGGGCUGCGGGUUCAAGGUCCACCUUGCGCCAAAAGGGGGAACUUGCAAGGUGGGCCCAGAUGUAAAAGGACCAAGCUUCUUGCUUUGGACCAGCCUGGGAAGGAGGCAGGCUGCAGGUAACAGGACAGAACACUUCCCUUGCCAGGCUGUCAAUAGCUGGCAGUGACCCACUCGGUGGCCGAAGCUCUGCUCAUCUUCCUGGAGGCAGUGCCAGAACCAGUCCUUUGCUAUGAACUGUAUCAACACUGCCUUGAGUGCUCACAUGACAGCCACCUCUGUCGCCAGGUCGGCCCCAGAGCCCCAUCUCUUGCUGGCUGGUCUGUGGUGUGUACAGAAGCAUAGAAUCAGAAGGGAUUUCCAAAGUCAUCUAGUCCAAAUGUUGCCGCGAGUAACAGGAAAUCCACUAAAACAUCCCUGAAAGCCAGUAAACCGGCACACUGGCAGGAGGGCUAGUCUGGUCUGGGAAGCCUUGUUAACUGCAGAGGUUGCUGAUGUCUCCUUUGAUAACCAUCCCUCUCGGUUGUGGAGGGGGGUGGGGUGCGCACAUGUUGCCUUUUUGCUUUCUGACCAGGACUUGUAACAAUAGCCCACCUGUUUCAGUGAACCUCGCUUGAAUUUCCAACCCAGGAAGCGGCCAUAUACUGGGCCAUCUAGCUCAGUAUUGUCGAAAUUGACAAGCAGUGGCUCUCCAGGAUUUCAGACAAGGGAUGUUCCCUACCCUCCUGGGAGAUGCUGGGGGUGGAGCCUGAGACUUUCUGCAUGAAAAGCAGGUGGUUUACUGCAGAGCUAUGGCCCUUCCCCCAAGAUAUCUCAGUUGGUAGAGCAUAAGACUCUUCAUCUCAGUGUCCUGAGUUCGAGCCCCACCUUAGGCAUUGCAGGGGGUUCGAUUAGUUAACCCUCGUGGUCCCUUCCGACUCUACAGUUGUAUUAUUCCCCAAAGUUCCCAGCAGGGUUCUAGUCCGGUUACCAUUUUAAACAUUCUUUUUAAUGCCAGGUCUAAACCUGCAAACACAACAAGUACACCGUGCUAGUGAUCCAUGCCCCUCCUCUAGCAAAGCUCUACACUGAAACUCCAAACCGCCCCUCCCUGUCUUGCCGGUGAUCUGCCAGUUGCCGCGGUCGCACCAGAACGUGGUCCGCUCGUGGUGGCUUUCCUGCGGGAGCUGCUGAAAUACUCUGAGAGCAACAACGUCAGCGGCAACAUGCUAGGUAAGGCCUGCCUGUCCUGGCUGGGAGCUGGCCUUCCUCCUGCUCCCGCCUCCUCUCAUGCAAAUGUUUUCGCUUCCCUGCAGCCACCCUCUUCGCCAGCCUCCUGCUAUGGCCUCUGCUCAACGUUCUGCCGAGUGCCAUCGGCUUCCUCCUGGGCUUCCUGCUGGGGGCGGAUGACUACGAAAGGUGCCAAGCGUGACUGGAGACGAAGUGGGGAGGGAAGAGGCAAGGCCCAGCCUCUGUUCUCUGGUGCCUGCCCUUCCCCUUGUGCCAUCUUGCCAUGUGCCAGCUCCCUUCCCUGUGCUUCGCCCUUUCCACCUUUUCCUCUUGACUCCUGACACGGUUGCACACUUGGCUUUCCACAUGGUUCCAGGGCAUUGGCAGCAGGUUCAGGGUGCUUGGGGAGGGACCCUGUUGGAGGACAGUCAUUCCCCUGCCCAUCCUACUACCACCACUGCUGCUCUCAGUCCCUGCGCAGUAGUCCACGCUCUCCCCUUCUGCUGCAGCUGAGCAUGUGCUACUCUUGGUGGGUACCAGGCAUAAGGAUUCCUGGCCUGUCCUGGGAUUGCAGGACCUCUUUCUCUGUCCCCCCAGCCUUGAUGCUCAUCAAGAAGGGGCAGGGCAGCCACUGUGGCCCACGUACGCCUUAGCCUGCUCUCUAUAGUUCAGCUAUCUCUCCCCAUUCUGCCAAGUAGAGUUCUAGGGUGUUCAUUCUUCAUGAAACACUAAGCACUGCCUAAAGGGACCAGGGAGGAGGAGGGGGCGCAGGCUGGGCAGCAGGAGGGGAGCUGAGGCAGUGGGUACAGCUGGGUUGGGUUGGGCUCCCACCCGACCCCAAGUUCUGCAACUUUGUCUUUCUGCUUUUCUGUCCUGGGUUCCUGUACUUGGUGCACACACACUCUUAAUUUAUUGGGAAACGGUUGUUUCAAAAUGAAAGAUCCGUUGUGCAGAGAUUGUUCUGGUGUUUGGAGGGGAGCUACACUUGCCUUUGCUGGUUUCUCCACUGCUCUGAAGCUCAGCCAGACUUUCCAAAUGUAGCCGCCUUGGGCCCUCGCAGCACACAUGAGGGAGAGGCUGUGGAGAGGGGGUGCUGCAUGGGGCAUCAGGUCGUGCAGAUACCAUGGAAUCUGACUUCGCUCUUCACAACAAGGCUUGCAGGUGCAGAAAGAGGGCUACAUUGCUUCCCCAAGGUGUUUCUCAAUUGCUCUCCUUCCUCAUACUGCUUGCAGCUUGCAAGUUUCAGCCCAGCAGCAGCUGGCUGCGAAUUAUUGCAUAGACUCUUGAGGGGAGGUCUGCCCUCCCCUCUCCCCAUUAAGCUUUGUCUCCAGGGCUCAGUGGUAGGAGGGAGAGCAGAGGAAGAAAAAGAACUGGGCUUGGCUUGAGGGGGUUAUGAGAGCAUAUGUGCACCUGGUGCCAAGGGAUAAGGCUGCAGAACUGAGCAGAGCACACUUAAGAGCAGGAGGAGCUGAGCCCUGCUCCCGCCGCCACCACCACCAACAGCAACUCCUAGAUGUCCACUUGUUCUUCUCAAGGGAGUCCCCAAAAUGACCAAAGGAGACUGGAGCUCUGAGAGCAGCUAUGGAGACUGCAGAGUCUGGAUGGGAGCUCUUUUAUUAUUUAUUUUCAUUUGAAGUGGGAUGGAGUGGAGGCUAGAUGGAUCACUUUGAGGGGGGGGGAAGCAGGUGGAGAGCAGUGGAACGGGAUUGGGAACUUCCCCCUUCCCCACUGAAAUAAUCCAACUGGGCACCCUAGGAAUUGGCAGGGCCAACCUGCACAUGAGGCGUUGCGAGGCCAUUGGCUCAAGGGGGGGCAGAUCAAGGUCCAUAGAGCACCAUGCUUGCAGCCAUGCCACUGUUGUGACCACGGUCAGGCCCUUGUGAGGGUUUCGCCAACACAACCUGCUCCUCUCCAGCCUCCUUUCCUAAAGGAGAAGCAGAGGCAGGGCUCAGGGUGUUUCUGCCUCAAGCAAAAACAUCCUCAGCUGGUCCUGGCAGUGGACAUUAGAAAUUGCUUUUGAUAUGGAAAAGAGUGGAAUGAAGGAAAGUGGAGGGAGGGGAGUGUGUUAAAGGAAAAGGGAGGAGUUUUCCAAACUAAAAUUGGGGUUGAAGACAGAGCUUGAUUGAGUCACAAAAGGGGCUUCUGCCCACCCAGUGGAAUUUCCGGCUCCCCACAUCCCAGCGUCUUAAAACACAAGAAGAGCUUGGGGAGUCAAUUUUGUGCAUAAGGUAGAUGUUUGGCAUGGUCUGUCCUAGAUGUGAAAAGAGGAUCCUUUCAAUAUUUACUUUGGUGAACUACAGCUCCCACAACAGCAACUCUGAAGGUGACGCAGAUGUUCAGAGCGGGGUGCUGAUAAUGCCAAGGUCAUAAGUUUGAUCCCUGUAUAGGCCAACUGCAUUAUUCCUGCAUUGUAGGGGAUGGAACUAGAUCAGUGGUUCCUAAUUGGCUGAUUACUGAGGACCCCUUAUUUUUCAAAAGCCAAGCCGCAGACCCCCUACUUUUGAAAAAUUUGAUAACUCUAUGGUAGUUACCUCUGCAAAGCAAUUUUUUGAACAAAAUGUGGGGUAAUAAGCAAAGGAUUUUAGGUAUACUAAAAACAACAAGACCACCCAUAAAAUCUAUGCUAUUGCCAUGCCAAAAUGAGAGAAAAUUAGUUGGAGGGAGGCAAGGGAUGGGGCCACGGACCCCUGAUUGGGAAUAAGGGAACUAGAUGGUCCUCGGUGUCCCAUCCAACUCCACAAUUCUAUGAUCCUGUGUCUUAAACACAAAUCUUGAGGAAUAGUGUGUGUGUGGGGGGGGUUCUGUUUGAACUUUCCCAGCCUUUGCUUUAUUCUGAUUUGAGCUUGCGUCCCUACUCCCCACGUGUAGAAUUGCUAUACGUUUGGAUUUUCCUGGACAUUCAAGCGUUUCCCGCAUGGACACUUGUUUCCAACGGCCAAAUCCCGGCAAUUCCGGGCGGAUGGCAACCCUACCCACUUGUGCCAGAUUGCCUGGCAUACAUUACAAGCAUCUAGUCACAUCCCGGGGCUAGCCGACCUGACGGGAAGAGUCCGCGACCAGAAGGAGGAGGAGUACCAGGAAGAAUGGACAAAAUUCAAAGAUUAUUUAGCUAAAUAUGUCAAGAUAACCUAAUUGGAAAAGCUUGCAAAUACGAGAUAGGCUUAGGAUUUAAAUAUGUAAGGAUAGGAAUUAAGAUGUUUCAAGCUAGAUUAGAAAGAAUGAAAGAUGUGAAGUGAUCAAGUUAUUUAUUUAUUUAUUUAUUUAUUUUUAGAAGAUUGAUUUUGGAAAACUGUUAAAAUGAAAUACAAUGCAAUUCAACCAGGGGGAUUUGAGGAAGUCACUUAACAAUGUUAUCAAGAUUGGUUUAAUUGCAAUUAGGAUGUAUGUUUGUUUGUCUUAAUUUUUUUUUUGGAAAUUUAAUUUUGAAAACUGAAAAGAAAAAUAACAUAGAUUAGCCAGAAUCCCAAGCAGCGACACUGUGAAACAUUCAUAGGAAUAAAAGGUAGGGGGGAAGGAGGCACAAUGUCAAGCAGGCAACAGAAUAAACCCGAGCACUGUGGGUCUAAAACCGGCCCCUGAAUCUCUUGCUCCCCACUCUGCCCUUCUAACAAGAACAUUUUUUUGCUUGCUGGAUGGCUGUGUGCAAUGAGAGCUCAGUCACUGAGGAAGGGUGCUGGCCCAGUGGGAGAAGUAUGUGCUUGGCGUGCAGGCGAGCCCAAAUCCAUUCAAGAGCAAAAUUCCAGUUCUCAUGUUUUCUGUCGAAAUGGCUAAUUUAAAGGGGAAUAGCAUGGUGCCUUCCACAGAGUCAGACCAAGGAGAAAUUCUGUAAGCAAAGGUAGCAGGCUUUGAAAAGCUUAUGCAGAUACACAAGGACACAUUGCUAAAAGAAACAAAGGGAUUUGGAGGGACCAUGAGUGAACAGGUAGUACCAGAAUGUACAGAAUUGUACCUAGAAAAAGGUUACAACUGGAUUACCUUUUUGUAAACAAAAACAACAACCCCCAAAAUAAAACUCGGAAGCAGCAGGACUCCUUAGGAACUCUUCAAAAACAUAACAGAAAACUGCAUAUCCCUACCUAGUCACCAAAUGUGAGGGGAAACGUAAACCAGCAUCUUACACUGCUUUAAAUGAUAGCCAGAUUCUGCAAUUUUUACCACACCAGAAGUAAAAGCACGGGCAUUAUAAGUUUUGAAAAAUCAUGCACUUCAUUUGUAGGCAAGGGAAAGCUUUCUGAAAUGUACAAACUCUUACUAAGACACACAAUCUGUUGAAAUGACCAAGCAGCGGACGAGAUUCGGGGACAGUGGUGUGCCGCCUGGGGAAAUGUUCCUUUCCAUUCACCUUAAGCAAAGAUGUGGUGACCUUGUGCAUCCAUAAAAAAACUUUCAGAAAUGUAUUUCAUUACUUCCCAAAGCUUCUCAAUGGGCUACCAAAUGGCAUUUCUUUCUAUUUUGGAUGAAACUGGGGAAGCAGCUUUAGAAGAAGGGGUUGCUGACAUUCACUGGCCUGGAAAACACCUGAUGCCAAUAUGAUGGCAUAGCGGUGUCCGCAAAUUGUGGGUGGUGAAUUGCUUGGGUGGCCUCUCUUGAGAAACGUUGCCAGAAAAUGGAUGAACCUGUUUGUGAUAAAAAGUGAUUCGUAAAGCUGCAAACAGCAGGUGUCCCAAGGUUAGGGAGAAAACAUGGCAACGAAAGAGGGGGGAGAUUAGUUCAGGGUCAAGCUGGAUGGGUUGUCAAGGAAACAGUGUCCUGCCCAUCUUUGUGACAUCUCGUGCUGCUUGUAGAAAAGACAGAAGCUACACAUCCCCGUCGAGGGAUAGUUGGGAGGAGUUGGCUGAGACAGAACUGGGACGGAGAAGCAAGCAAGCAAGCGAGGGACCAACAGGGGAGAUAGGUGUAGACUUUGCUUUGCUUUGCUUUCACUUUAUCAUUUCAUUUUCAUUUGUAUAUUUUGUGCACAUAUUUUCCUGUCUAUUUUAGACAGAGAGGAGUAGCACUAGGUUUAGAGGCAAGGUUCAGAGUUAGUGUUGUGUGAGCAUUUUAAAGCAGUUGAGUUUAAACAGGAGCGGAUUUCUCCUGAAGAGAUGGCCAUCAUCGUGAAUCUGUAAGUAGGAUUUCUUCUGCUUCUUUUUUUUAAUCUUCUGGCUUGGGGUCCCCCACACGGCCAGCAUCCCCGUGGAAUUUAACCCCUUCCUGAACAGCUUAACUUCUCUUCCCACCCCCUCCCUUUCCCCGCCUUCCCAUUCUCCCUCAAAUCUCAUUGCAGCUCAGCUGGUUAGAGGGAGCUGCAGAUAGCACCAAGGUUGCAGGUCUGAUUCCCAUAAGGUACAGCUGCAUAUUCCUGCAUUGCAGGGGGUUGGAUUAGAUGAUCCCCAGGGUACCUUCCAUGAGCAUUAUUUGGGGAUGCUUUUGAUUACAUUCAUAGCCCACUUUUCAUCCAAGCAGUUCAAGGUGGCAUUGAUGGCUUGCCUUUCCCCCUGUUUUUCCCCUCACAACAAACCUGUUAGGCAGGCUAGGGUGAGAGUGACUGGACCCAACAUCAAACAGUGCACUUCAUGACUGAGUGGGGAUUUGCACUCGGAUCUCCCAGGUCCUCCUAGUCCAGAAUUCUAGCCACUAUACACCCCCCUCUCUCUACCCCUUCUCCGUUUCUCAACUCUUCAGCCAUCAACUGCAACAGACAGGCGUUCUGUCAGUCUUCCUGUCAGUCACUCUGGCUCUAAGAGAGUUUUCAUUGCAUUCUUCGGCUCAUCUAUGCCUUGAUGCUUUGACGACCUUCCUAGCAGCCCCGUUCGCUCUCCAGGCAGGGCUGCUGUCCUAACAGCAUUAUGCUGAGGGCUCUUUUAAAUGCUGGAAAUGCUUCCCUUAUCUUUCCUUUGCUGGGGGUGGGGGUGGGGGGAGUGUUGGAAUCCCCCCCACCCACAUACAUGAGAUGCACCACUGUGUUCCUGCGGAGAGCCGUUUGGGGUCUGAGGGUGCAUAAAAAAACAAAAAGAGCCCUAUUGCGUGGCGAGUUCCCCCCCCCCAAGUGGAAAUAAAGACACAUGACAUAAUUAUUUAAGGUUAAUGGGCUAAAUAUGGCCACAACUUUAUUGGUUACAGGUGAUGAGUGGUAUUGGCUUAGGCAUUGGUCCUAACCGACUAUCCGGCUUCAGCCUGUCCGCUUGAAGUCCGGGAAGGGUUAACCACCAGUAGGGGGAGUCCUGCUGAUGCACAUCAACUCGGGAACCCCCCCCCCGGGGGUCAUCGCUCAGGGGCGUGCCUUAGGCCCUCACCUCCAUAGUCUUCGGACAGGGCCACGUCCAGGGGCUGACGCGGCCGGGGAUUCCCUCAGUCGCCCGCAACUCCACCUCCUUUGUAGGCGGAAGUGGCUUUGCUGGAUCAGAGGAAAAGCCCGUCUAGUCCAAACUCACAAGCAGUAGCCCACUCCUGCUGCUUCUCCUCUAGCUGUUGGCUUCAGAGGUAGAGUGCCUCUGUUCCUGGAAGCUCUAUAUUGCUAUGUUGAGUAAAAGUAAGAGAUGCUGUUGUUCUCCUCCAACAAUUGGUGUAAUCUGCUUCCCAGCCCUGCAGGCUACUUGUCCUUGUAGCAUCGGCUGCCUGCAAAUUUCAGCAACGGAGUAAACAUGAAGUGAAGAAGGUCCCACCAGCAUUCUCAAAUGAGUUGAUUCAAAGCUCUCCCUCCAUCUGCUUUCUCUCCAAGGCCACGAUCAUCUUGGAUAACUCCUUCCUGCUCCUUUCCUUUGUUGGUGUUUUAAAUAAUAAAUAAAUAAACAAACAAAUGAUUGAAGAUUUCUUAGUUUACAAAAAAACGGUGCAUUGUCUCUUUUUUCCAGUUGUGUUUUCUACAGAUCAGUUUCAUUUGUUGUGAGAUAUUAAUGUUGCAUGCAGUGUUGGGUUAGGAAGAACAGAGGGGGGAAGAGGGGGAGGGUGGGGUCGGGUGGCAAUGCUUCUCUUCUACUUAGUGUACAGGGGAAACUCGGGAAAUUAGAAUAUCGUGGAAAAGUUCAUUUAUUCAAGUAAUUCAACUUAAAAGGUGAAACUAAUAUAUGAGAUAGACUCAUGACAUGCAAAGCGAGAUAUGUCAAGCCUUUAUUUGUUAUGAUUGUGAUAUUAUGGCGUACAGCUGAUGAAAACCCCAAAUUAACAAUCUCAGAAAAUUAGAAUAUGAAAUGAAAUCAGCAAAACAAGGAUUGCAAAUAGAGAAUAGAGAUUGACCUCUGAGAAGUAGACGUUUCACCUUUUAAGUUGAAUUACUGAAAUAAAUGAACUUUUCCACGAUAUUCUAAUUUCCCGAGUUUCCCCUGUAUGUGUGGGGUUUUGUGUUAGCAUCACUUGUGUGGGUUCACUUACUAUUCCCUUGUUGCAUUUCCUUGGUGGUGAGAGAGGUUGGGGGGGUGACCUAGGGUGUGGUUGGUGGUCUUUGGUUGGCUGCAGGGAGAUUUGUUUUUGUGUGUGAGUGGGCACCUAGGGUACAAAUAACCAGAAACCUCCUCAAACUAUACCUCCACAACUACAACCCCUCGUGGCGACAAAUCAACAAAUACCCGAGGAGAUGCAACAACACCAAAUGCUCCUUUCCUUGUUGAUAUGAUGUCCCGCAGCCGAAGUAGGGUGUGAAAUGAUACGGGUCUGCCUGCAACUGUUAGGCCACCCGUAUUUGUGUUAUGGCUAUGCUGCAAAGACUCCCUGCCUUCUCUUACACACACGCACACCAUUUUGGUUGUAGGCUUCUGUCUCAGGUUUUGAAAUGUGUUGGGGAGGGGGCUUUACUGGGUUGCUUUUCACCUUUAUUAUGCAUUUUGUGUUUUUAUAUUGCGAUUUUUAUGUUGUAACCAGUGCUUUUUUCUAUUAAAAAAAGGUUUGGGGUACUCUCAUUUUGACUCAUAAAAUCACCAUUUUAUAGUUCAAAUCCGGGAAAAUAAAUGCAGUACAGUAAAUGGACAAAAGUGCAAAGAUUCACAAAAUGUUUUGGGGUGUGCGUACCCCUGCAUCCCCCCAGAAAAAAGCACUGGUUGUAACUGAGACCUGUGGGUAUAGGGCGGUAUAACAACAACAACAACAACAACAACAACAACAACAACAACAACAACGACAACAACAACAACAACAACAAGGUCUGCCCCUCUCCUUCUCUUCUAGGUUCAGGCGACUGAGGGACAUGGCAGCCCGCAAGAAGAAGGGGACCCGCAAAGUCCCCAAGAAGCCCAGGGUUGCUGUGGGCCCACGUGAGCAAAUGCUUCCUUUUCAUUUUGGAGCAUAAGGAGGGGUGGCCUUAAUGCUCUAAUACUCAACUGUGGAAAAUAAGUAGAAAUGAACUAACCUGCCCCCAUGUCCUUUCCUUCUUCUCUUGUUGCAGAUGGUUCAGAGGCUGGCAGGGUCUGGGCAUCGCCUGUGGUUAGUUCAUUGCCACCUCAAUGAACAGCAUCCGACCUCACCAACUUUGCCUAAUUCUUCCUCCCCGGCAAAGCCCUUCCUGCCUGUUAAUGUUACCAAAUCACGGAUUCAAUCAACACAGAAGAAGACUUUAUCCGCACAAACUAAAAUUACUGAUUUCCUUAUGGGUCCUCGCUCUACCUCCAAGAACCCAUUAAACAACUCAAAGUGACAAUUACCGGGACAGCACAAGGACCCGACAUUAUCAAUACUUAGCUGGAACAUUGCUGGUUGGAGAACCAAAAAAUCAGACCCCGAAUUCAGGAAGUACAUAAAUUCAUUUAACAUCAUCCUAUUCCAAGAAACAUGGGAUGAGGAAGAGAUUACCAUAGACGGUUUUGAUCUUCUAACACUUCCGGCCUCCCCUUCCUUGAAAGGUGGUCGCCCCAAAGGGGGUCUUUUGAUUGGGAUCUCACUCCAACUUCGCGCCAAAUUCACCCUGGUACGGGCUUCCCCGCCUUUUGCUCUUUCUGGACUGAUCGCAGAAGGGAAGUCCUCAUUACUAAUUACUAAUGGUUAUCUCCCCCCCGAAGGCUCAGCACCUGAUCUUGAUUGGAGAUGGGAAUCAUUUGAAAAUCACCUAUUGUCAUGUCAUACCAAAUGCCCUAACUCGUACUCCUUAAUUGGGGGAGACUUUAAUGCUCGAAUUGCCACAAAUUGGGACCUACUAAUCAAGUCCAAAUGGUGGACUCCCCAUGUUUGGGCAACUUUGACUUGGAACAUGCUAGAAUUAGAACUUCAAAGGACAACAGAGUAAACAAAGCUGGAGUGACCCUUUACCAAAUGGCCAUUCGCCUGAAUCUAGUAUUCUUGAACGGCACCUUCCCCCCCGAUAUACCGGGGGAGUUCACUCACCUGGGACCAGCAUCUAACAGUGUUAUCGAUUACCUCUUGAUCUCCGCAAAUUUGGCCGUCAAUGUACUCUCCUUCCAGGUUGAAAACCAACAUUUCAGUGAUCACCUCCCAAUAGUGACCACUUUGUCAUUGUUCCGGUACCAGAAGGACUAUAAACACUCAGUCCCUCUGGAAACCUCAUCAGCGACCAAAAUAAGUGGGAUCAAAUGGUCGGAGGCUGUGGCCCAAAAAUACCAGGAUUUUUUCCAUAGGGAAAUCACUGCCUAUCUACCUCAAAUAGCUACUGAUUUACAAGAUUCCAAUUCGGUUUUGAAAUUUUUAACCUUCUUACAACAAACCUUACCACUUUUUUACAUUACCUCCUCAAAAGGCGAAAGUAGCGCAUUGCAGUGCUGGGGCCCCUUGGUUUAAUACCUCUUGCAAACAAGCAAGAUCCCUUCUUCGUUCCAUCUAUAAUGAAUACAAAAACUCUAAUGCCCAGGCUCUACCAUCCUCCUAUUUACAAGCCAAAAGAGCAUACAAACAGACUUUAAAGCUGGCCAAACGUGAGUGGUAUCUAAAGCGUUGGCGAGCCUUGAUUGCGGCCUCUAGAUCCCGCAGACCACAGGAAUUUUGGGCUUUGAUAAACAAAAGAGGAAGGAAGUACCCACUGACGAUUAUCCCUGCGCCCACAUGGGAACAAUUCUUGAGCAAAUAUUUCUCCUUGGCAGAGGAAUCCAACUCAUCCACUGAAUUCCGAGCCGACCAUCUACCUUUGUGGCCCUCUACCGACCCAGACCUGAUAAUGGACUUGAUAUUAGAGCUGUAAGCGGGCAAAGCCCCCGGGCUGGAUCUAGUCCCUGCUGAGGCUAUUGUUGCGCAACCGAGGUGGUGGGCUGAAAUCCUGGCCAAAGUCUUUGAUGCAAUUAAUUCUACGGGGCUUAUCCCUAGGUCAUGGAAGGAGGCCGUGAUCGUGCCAGUCCAUAAAAGGGUCCCCCUGCUGACCCGGAGAACUAUCGGAACAUCAGCCUUUUGUCUAUCAUCGGGAAAAUCUAUGCAAAAUUUUUGCUGUCCAAGCUGUCCAAUUGGGCAAACGACUCAAAUUUGAUUGGCCACGAGCAAGCGGGCUUUAGGAACAAUUAUUCGACCACUGACCAUAUGGUAAUCAUGUAUCAUCUUGCCAGAAAAUAUUCUGCCCCGAGUCGGGGGCGCCUAUGUGUCGCUUUCAUAGACCUAAAGGCCGCCUUCGACAGUAUCCCAAGAAACUGUCUAUGGAAGAAAUUAGAGAGAUGGGGCAUAGAUAGAAGGCUGUUAUGGCUUAUAACCCAAUUACACCAUGGGUCGUCGGCUAGAGUGAGACUCACACCGGCGGGAAACCUAUCCAACGAGGUCCCAAUAAAUAGAGGUGUGCGCCAAGGUUGCAUUUUGGCCCCACUCCUCUUCAACUUGUUUAUUAGCGAUAUGAAGCUCUUUCUGAAUGAGUCUCAAGCCAACAUUCAUGCCCCCCGCCUAGCUGAUUUUCGCUGCCCUCUGCUCUUAUAUGCCGACGAUGCAGCGAUCCUUUCCUACUCUAGAGUCGGUUUAUGCAGAGCUCUAAAGAUUUUUGCGGCUUAUUGCAAACUCAACCAUCUGACAAUUAAUCAUGGGAAAUCUAAAGUCCUGGUCUUUACCAGGUCUCGGAAAACUUACAGCUGGAAGUUAGAUGGAGUCCAAUUAGAACAAGUUUUCAAAUUUAAAUACCUGGGAGUCUUUUUUCACUACAACCUAAGCUGGAAGCCACAGAUACAGUAUUUACUAAACAAAGGGAAAACAAUACUUUAUACUCUACUCCAAUUUUUGCGGCCGACGGAGCCUCCCACAUCCCUUCUGCAUUGAAGGUGUACCAUGCAAAAGUGGUUUCCACCCUCUGUUAUGCUGCCCCGCUCUGGGCCCCAGGGUCCAAUUUAACAUCGUUGGGGACAUUGCAGAAUCAGUUUCUCCGUCGCCUCCUGAAACUCCCCAUGUGUGUGAGCAACGCAGCCAUACGUCUGGAGUUAAGGAUUGCAUCAUUGGAGACGGUCAUCUGGAAGCGAGUCUUUGGUUAUUGGCUGUCCAGCUGGCACAGGCUUCCCAACCAUUACCUUUUUCAGUGCCUCUGGCGGGACGACUUUGUCAAUCCAUGGGUAGGAAAAAUCCAUGCCAAACUUCUGAGCAUCGGAAUUUCCCCAGCGGACUCCUUAAAGAUGAACUUACGCUCAGCCAAAAGACUUAUUGAGCAGAGAUUAGCAGACAUUGAAAAUCAACACAACCUCGCCGGGGUGAGGGUGUCUGCUCCCCAGGUAUCACGGAAUAACCUCACCACUUGGCCUUCCAUCAUACAUGUCAUCUCUUUCAUCUGUACCACACCGACAUGCAUUUAUUCGUGCAAGGUUCAAUGUCUUUCCAUCGAACCUGCUGAGCCACAGAUUUUCCAAGGGUUUGGUGUCUCCGCUAUGCGUGUGUGACGGGAAAACUGUUGAUUCUCUCUCACAUAUAAUGUUCAACUGUCCCCGACAUAGCAUAGCCAGGACUAAAUUCCUGGGCCCUGCUUUACUGCGCUUGGUUGGCAGGCCUGCUGAGUCACAUGCCGCACUACUUUUGCAGGAUACAGAUCCUUCUGUAACUCUGCAGGUGGCGAGAUUCCUGAAUGCAGUUAUCUCACACACAAAAACCACCAAAAACAACAACAUCAAAAACUAAUCGGUCAGUUUUGAAGAGAGUGCAUGUCGGAUCCCGUCUUCAGUUCUCCUUUUCUGGGAUCCGUCCCUUGGAGCUCUCCGGGCCCCAAGCUGUUAUCUGGCUCUGCUCAAUGACCCACCCCUGCAUCAUGGUGUUCACCUUCUGGUGCCGAAUAUAUUAGUCUUUAUGCCUCUGUGCCUUUAUGUUUGUACAUACUUUAUGGGCUAAUAGCCGUAAAUAAAUAAAUAAAUAAAUAAAUAGUAUUUGAGAAAACAGCACAGUACAUACGAAAUCCCUCACCCCCACCCCCCCAUCCACCAGUGCUGUCUAUACCCCCAUUUUGGUGGUCUCAGAUGCAGAGAAGCCCUCCUGCCAUGAACUGACAGCCUGACUCUUGCCAUUUCAGCAACUGGAGAAGGAUGAGAUGUUGCUCUGCUGUGUGCUGGCCACUUGCUCGGAGGCCCGCGCGAGAGAAAAGGACAGGUUGAGGUACUCCAAAAAGAUGGCCGUCAAGGCAAUUGCGGUGAGUGAGAGGUUGCAUGAGGUAUCCAGGGGUGAGGUGGGCAGGAGAGCUGGGGAUGGGAUUGGGGGGGAUGCUGGGCAGAAGGAAGGCCUGGAGGGGUCUGGCCAAGAGAAGGGUUGUGCAGGCAUUUGGCAUGAAAUUGCCAAUUCCUGCACUGAGCUUGGGGUUGGAGGAAUCCACCUGAUGUCCGUAGGGAACUGACGUUUCCCCCCUCCGCCCUCUGUUCUCUAUCAGGAUCUCAUGGGACGGAUUGCGUGCUUUACGCAGCCUGAAUUGGCCCUUGCUAUGGCACUGGAAGCCCUUUACCAACUGAGGUAUACCGGGUUUUUUGAGCUUGACGAGGAGCUGGCGGGGGGCAGAAUGUGGAAAGGUGUUACCAGACCUUGCCACUGCAGUGAAUUAGAUUGGAAGAAUUGCUUACAAUUUCUUGGGUUUCUUGAGUUCAAAAGCUUUCUUUAUGCAGCAACUAUUUACAGGAUGAGUGGAGAUGUGAGAGAGAAAAUAGAAGAUAUAUUGUCUAGAGAUGACUGCGAAAUGGCUCAGCUUUUAGGGGUGGGAUUAACUAAGACCUAGAGGCUUGCAACCAAGUGCCAGGUAGACUGCCACAUAAACAGUGCCCUCGUGUGUUUAUUUUAAUUUUACCUUUAUUCAUUUUUACCCUGUAAAAUCUAUACGCUGCUUGAUUGUCAAAAGUGGUUUAAGCUAACACAUGCAUUCACUAGAACUUCAAGAGAAUGGAAUGUAUUUGAUGCUUCCCCCAAUAUGAGACAGAGUCUAAAAAGGUUUCCCUCCUUCUCUCCAGCCUCAUGAAGCCCAAAUUACCACUGAAGCUCCACAGCCUGAUUGUGCAUGCAGCCUUUGCAGCGGUCAUUGAGGUCAAAACUGAGCCCGACAAGCAGGUAAGUUGUUAGCCUUGAAAUUUGACUUCUAUAGUUGUUGUUUCUUCUUCACACGCUUUAAGCAUUGCUCCCAUUGCUCAACAUCUGAUCUCUCUUUCCCCUGCUUGGCGCAUCCUCUCCCUCAUUGACGUUGCCUGCAGGAGUUAGAGGAACGUUAUACUCUGAUGCUGGGAGGCCUCCUCUGGGAGGCCCCAAGCACUAAGAUCCUGAACUUGCUGAUGAAUGUAAGUAUCUUGAUGGCCUCAGUGGCUGUUUGACCUAGAAAGCUUUCAUGGAGAAGCCGCCACCUAGCAGUGCACCUCUUGGGCCCUUCCCCUCUUGUAAGGCAAGCUGGCCACAUGGACGAGCCAGCAAAGGCCCACUUGCCCAGACAGCCAAAGGAGGGCCUUGGAUGCAGAGCUACAAUUUGGGGCUGGAGGACAUUGCCAUUUUAGAACAGAAACGGAUCUCUCUCUGAGAGUGUAAAGGGCUUCACAGUGGUCUGCCUCUCUCCCCCAGAGCAGCCUCCUGAUUCUGAGGUCCCCUUUCCUCCCACAGGAACUGAGAGGUUACACAACAAGUGCGAUUGCAGCGGAGAGGCAACUGGCAGCCAGUGGCAUUAGCUGGCUGAUGUCCUGUGCAAGAAGGCUCAGUUGCCUGAAGGUAAGUCUCUCACCUUUGGCACCUUCACAGCCCCAAGAGGCUCCCAGAGUGGCUUGUGAAAGGAUUCCCACAGGAGGAAUCACAGUCUGGUAUCAGGCACACAACACAAUGUGUGUCCCUGGGAUGCCGGACCAGGCUGGAGACAUUUCCUGCCCUCUUCCUUGAUCUUACACUUCCACCUUGGGGCCAGGCAAUAGAACUCACUCAUCCCAUGAUGGAAGCAAGUCUUCCCUGGCUUGGGUCUGCUUCCAUGUUCUCUUGCACCCAUUAUUUUUUUUGGGGGGGAGGGUUGAGGAUCAGAUCAGUCAUCUGAUCCAGUACGGUCUUUUCUUUUCCCUACAGCAUGCUCUCGUCCCUCUGGAGCUGGCUCACUUCUGCCCCAAAGAAGGUAACACCCACAGCCUGGGGACAUGGGACACACUUUCCAGACUAAGGAGAGCCCACUCAGUAGCUGCAGCAUCCUUGCUUGAUGCAGACCUCCUGGGUCAUGUGGCUGUGAAAUCCUGCCGCAGCACAAAGAUGGCCAAACUCCAGGCUCGGAAGGAGUCGUUGCCACCAAAGACAGGAUCCAUAAAGCCUCCUUGUAAAUAGGGUGGAAUGGGGGCCAGGUCAAUUUGGUGAAUCAGUAAAUGUGGCAGAAAUUCAUCUCUCUACUCCUUCAUUCUCUUCCAGAUGACAUAAGACUUGAUGUCAGUUUCGAUUAUGGGGAUAAGACACAAGUUUCAAGGCUCAGCGAUGAUGGAGUGGUAAAUUUUUGCUUGCUGUUUCAUUGUGUCUUGUUGCUAAUUGUGAUCAUUGCUGUUGUUUUAGAAUUCUUUCCUAUGCAAUAUUAGUUUUUAUUGCUUUUAAAUUGUUGCUUUUUAAAUUGUCCUUGUAAAGGAAAGUGUUCUGCUAAUGUUGAUUGUAUUCUGAAUUGCUUCAAGAAGCCUCAUAGCAAUGAAUAAUAUUAAGAGUAAUAAUUAUUUUACCUGCCUUAAUUAUAAUAAAGCAUUGACAUGCAUAUUUUAAAUUAGCGGUUAAGGUCUUAAACUACACAUUUUAAUAGUUUCACAUCUGUAUUCUUUACUGUGUUCUAGCUUAUAGAUUUUGAUUUUAACCUACGUAUAUAUGAGAGCCAGUGUGGUGUAGUGGUUAAGAGCGGUAGUCUCGUAAUCUGGGGAACUGGGUUCGUGUCUCCGCUCCUCCACAUGCAGCUGCUGGGUGACCUUGGGCCAGUCACACUUCUCUGAAGUCUCUCAGCCCCACUCACCUCACAGAGUGUUUGUUGGGGGGGAGGAAAAGGAGAAUGUUAGCCACUUUGAGACUCCUUAGGGUAGUGAUAAAGCGGGAUAUCAAAUCCAAACUCUUCUUCUUCUUCUUCUUCUUCUUCUUCUUCUUCUUCUACAUGUUCUCUAUCUCUGUAGAAGUCCAUACUCUGGUUUGUGACUGUAAUAAAUUGAUUCAUACAUUCAAUAAAGCUUCGGUGGUUUUGAAAUUCAGUAAAUUGUCUCUGCCUCCAUUUUUUGGUAUUGAGGGAAACGCUCUAUAAAAUAAUCAGAAAACAUCAGGGUUGUAGUCAACAUCAGUCCUUUCCACAGCAGACCUAUUUAAAUUGAUGGGCACAAAUUACGUGGCUGUGUUGAUUUUGACGCAUCUCUUCUGAGUAAAACUCAGUUGACUACUCCUCACAGGAUAUCAUGGAAUUGUAGAGUUGGAAGGGACCACAAGAGUCAUCUAGUCCACCCCCCUGCAAUGCAGGAAUAUUUUGCCCAACGUGGGGCUCAAACCCACGACCCUGAGAUGCAGAGUCUCACACUCUACUGACUGAGCUAUGGGCAGAUAUCUUGUUUGAUAAAUGUGUCCCUUGGAAACAUUUUGGUUUUAUCCUCUCUGCAGGAGUUGCUAUGCCUGAUCAUUCCAUCUAGUUCUGUCGAAAGAGAGGUGGGGGUUGUUUUCUGAUUUCUUAAUUGUGAAUAUUUGGGGGGGAGGGGAGGCAUGGGUGGAAAGGAGAUACUCAGAUGGACCAGAGUGAAAUGGGGGCUUCGGGAUGGCUUGGGGAAUUCUCAAAGUGUCACAUCCAAACCAAAACUCUGGGUUGUUGGAUGCCCCUGCCUUCUGUCAUCAUUUGAGCUUUCCUCUGCUUCCCUUUCAAGCUGCUGUCUGGAAGGAGGCCAAAGCCCACUUAAACAUAAGAAUGAUUAUAAGAAAGCAUUCAUUCAACAGCCAGAGUUGAAUGAAGACGAUGUGCUAGGAGGAGAAUGAGCUAAUUAAACCAUUCUGCAACACACACACACACACACUGCAAUCCGAACCCCAGUGCUGUUAUGAGGACAAUGGUCACAACCACACAUUUCAAGAACCAUUGCACUAAGAGUCACAGAUUCACCCAACACAUCCUGGGAACCUCUGUUUGCUACAGAUCUGACAUCUCUCAGCACCCUUGGCAAACUACAGUUCCCAGGAUUCUUGAGGGAAAGCCUGGACUCUUUCAAGUGGUGUAAGAGCUUUAAAUGAGUGGUGUGGAAUUCCUCCAAAAUAAUCGGGGAACUGUGCAACCCUCUCUCUUUCAGGCUACGGUCCUGCCCCAGGCUCAGGAGGAGGAGGAGGAAGAGGAGGGCUCUUUAUUAGAUUAGGUUUGUAUCCUGCCUUUCUAUUUUCAUGCUCAAGGCAGCUAAACCGUCAGAACUACAUAAAUCAAUUAUAAUAAUCAAUACAAUAAGAAUAGCAAUAAGAAUUAUUUACCAAAUCUAAAUAAUCUGAUAGAAAAUUGAGGGAGGGGUGAUCUCUCCAUCGGCUGCAGUCUUUAGACACAACAUUUCAAUGAACAUUAUUGUUAUUGUUAUUAUUGUUGUUGUUAUUAUUAUUAUUAUUAUUAUUAUUAAUUUCAUUUCUAUACCACUUUAUAUUUUCAAGAAAAAAAUCAAAGCAGUUUACAGCAUAUUAAAACAUAAAUAAAACAAUCUGAAGAAUGUCAAAUAUAGAGUAUACAGUUAAAGCAACAUAGUUAACCAAAAACUGAAAUAUUAAAGAUUUCAAAAUAAAACAUUACAAAGGAAGUCAACUACAGAAUACAUAUUUGACACAAAGUUAACAAAAAAAAAGAAAAAACUUAAGCAUUCCCCCCCAAAAAAACCAACAUUGCUAAGUAAAGUCAAAUAUACAAUGCACAUUUAAAACAGCAGAAUUCCCAAGAGAAUAAAAUAUUAUCAUAAGCAUGACACUGCUGUUUAGCAGGCACAAAAAGAUGGGGCAAAAGAAACCAAUAGUUUGGGUUUCUUGUCAGGCCGAGCGAUGUCCCUCUGGUCUCACCAGGAGCCUCUUUAGUAGAGCUGGUGUCUGGGCCCUGCCCCCCAGGCCAGGUGGAAAGGGCCUUGCAGAAAGCGGCCUUCACAACUCACAACCGGCCAAGGCCAUCAUGAUGACACAGAGUUCAAUAGGGCAAGGUUUCUGGCAGGUAGGCAUCUAAAGCCUACCAGAUUGUCCACGCAGACCUUGUUGGUCCACUUGCAACCUCUCUAGGUGGAGCAAAGUACUUCAUGGUAUUGAUUGAUGCUUUUUCCAGGUACAUUCAUGUGUUCAUACUCAAGCAGAAAUCAGAAGCGUUUCCGAGGUUCAAGGAAUUCUGUGCUUGGUUGCAAAAUGUCCAUGGAAAGCAACUGCAAAACCAUUGGUUGGCUUUCAUUGAGUUCUGUGGACACAGUAAAAAAAAGCUGCCAUCUGGUUUCUCUCGGGAUGUUCGGAUUGUGGAACACAGAUUUGCUCUCCACCGUAACACUGUCUCUCAGCAUACCACUUUAUUUCCCCCCAGACAGGUGGCUACUAUUCACUUGUAGGAAGAUGUGCUUAUUUAGAUUACAACAUUGCAGUGGGAGCAAAAGCCACCUUUCUUCUCUCAAGAGGGUUAGUCGAGUUUCUGUUGUUACGGAAAAAUCCAGGUGGGAGGCUGCUCAAAGCCCGUGGGUCCCUGCAGAACAAAGAAGGAGUCCAGCCACCAACUGGAGCAAAUAGCGGAGACCAAAGUUGAUUGCGCAACAGGUUCAGAGAGGAAUUGAACCCCGAGAACGGGGUGACAAGGACUUUAAAAGUUCCUAUCUUAUCCCAGCAGACAGUUCGCUAAACAUCACCACUCCAUCAGAAAAGGGGAGGGUUAUACAUGAUUAACAUAGGAGGAAUGUGUUGGGGUAACAUGCAAAUACAGGAUAUGUCUUGGGAAGUACAUGCUAAGCACCUACUGCAAGAGGACAAUAGAACUUUGGUUUGCAUAGUCUGCCGCCUGGGUAAGUCCGGAGGAGAGCUUUUGCCCAGCGAUUGUCACCUACGGGUAAAGUACCUUCCUGUGAGUAGGUGACCUCCCGCUUGGAGAAUUCUGGUGGGGACCGAGGGGUUCCCAAGUCCUUGGCCAACGAAGCAGACUGGCGGAGGAAUGAAGCGAAUCGGUGAAACCAGUGGUUUUCUAUGAAUUUCCAAGCGUUUUUAGGCUUCUUUAAUACAGACGGUUCUUUUCGGAAGUGGCCUGGCCUGACAUUGCUACAUUGUAUCUAGCUGGAGCAUAAAGAAGGUUGAUCGCUGAAGAAUGGAUGCUUUUAAAUUCUGGUGCUGGAGGAGACUCUUGAAGGUCCCAUGGACUGCAAGAAGAUCAAACCUCUCCAUUCUGAAGGAAAUCAGCCCUGAGUGCUCACUGGAAGGACAGAUCCUGAAGCUGAGGCUCCAAGACUUUGGCCACCUCAGGAGAAGAGAAGACUCCCUGGAAAAGACCCUGAUGCUGGGAAAGAUGGAGGGCACAAGGAGAAGGGGACGACAGAGGAUGAGAUGGUGGGACCGUGUUCUCGAAGCUACCAGCAUGAGUUUGACCAAACUGCGGGAGGCAGUGGAAGACAGGAGGGCCUGGCGUGCUCUGGUCCAGGGGGUCACGCAGAGUCGGACACGACUAAACGACUAAACAACAUCUAGUUUUGAUUGGAUUAACAGGGUAACGAGGUUUCGAUUGACUCAGUCCGUUGUUCUCGCAGCGGGAGCUGUCAUCAUCUUGUCAGCGCUCAGUGGAGCUUGCAAAACAGCUGGAGCUGAGCUGCCUCUGCAGAGCCAUGGCAUUGCUGCGAUUGGCUGAAGGGCUACAUUCAACGCCAUCUGAUUGGCUAGAGCGCAUCCUCAUGCAAAUACAUUGUUCAUUCAUCAAAUACAUUGAUCGUGUAUAGCAUCGGGAUACGGGGUCAGAAAUGGCGCUUUCUUCUCGGGGUUUUGGACUUUUGUGCGGUGCUUGGUGCAACGUUGUGACGGGGCGAGGGGAGUCCUAGUGUGGCAGGGUUCCCUUGAGGUCAUUGCCUCGGGCUCCACGUCUCUUACUCGGGAGUAAGACUUCGUUCAUAUGCCCCCCCUCCAUUCCGUAACACUCUUCAUAUGGACUUCAUGGAGUGUGCACUCUUGCAGGGUCUGCUUCCAGAAACUACUAUUGCAGAUGUAGAUAUUUUGGCAGAAAUGGUUUACAAAUAUGCACGAUGGCAAGCAGAGAGACAGGAACAGUUACAAAGCAAACUUGGUCCUGCCUAGCCUGGAAGCUGUUUCCAACUAGUGAAAUGGAAACCUUUCAGCAACCUUUACAACCAUCUACAAACCCCGAAGUUUGUAUUUUCUUGAGCUUUCUCUAGAGAAGGGGCUGUUUUGUAUAUUGGAGCAGAAUAGUGUAUUAGCUCUCAUGUUUUGUGUAAAGCAAGCCCUUGUUAAGUACCGUCAGCUGAAUUGGGCUUGUGCCCAGAUCUUAGCACACUAACCGAUGAAACAGGUAAGGGUAACCUCUGGCCCUCCAGACGUUGCUGAACUACAAUUCUCAUCAUCCUGCCCAUUGGCAAUGCUGGCUGGGGCUGAGGAAUUUCAAGGAAGCUUUCGACUUGCCCCGACCUACACCUACCUACCCACUGAACGAAGGAGCAAGAAAGCAAAAGGCAAGUUCAGCAUUCCAGAGUUUUCCAAAUGCCAUGGGGCUCCCUUGCCAAUUGAUGGUAAAGCAAGCCAUUGGACAGGCCAUCAUGCAUGAGGACAGUUUUUCGAAUGGAUUUGAAUCACACUUGGACUUUUUUCUAAUUCAAGAUAGUGCCUCACGGAAGCAGGGAGCUUUGCAGAGUCCUUUGGAGACUGUGGAAAAGAUUGCGCAAGAGAGAGGCUUGGCACCAGAAGAAAUUCAGAACUUGCUGAACAUCGCACUCAGUGCCAAGCUUGGUAAAGAAAACAUGUUUUGCCUUCUCUUUCCCCUUGGCAGCAAAGUAUGUCAACGGAGCUGCAUUGCCCUGCCUUCUCCCUUAACAAGAACCGGGGCUGCUUCGAGCUUGUGAGAAAUUAUCAAGAGUGAAGAUGUUCAGAAUGUUAAGCAGUGUCUUUCAAUGUCUUGCAGGCACAGUGAUAAGCACUAGGCUACUGAAGACUCUGAUUCCCAUUUCCGUAAUAACAGAGGAUUCUCUUCUUUCAGCUGUGUCUUGGCUCUGUGCUCGCAAGUGUUCUAGUGACUUUCAGGUAACUUGGAAAGCAUGGUGAUACGGAAGGGGGGGCAUGUCUUCUUCACCUUCUUCUUCGCUACAAUAUAUCCAUUUAUUUCCAAUUGUCAAUGUCAAAAGGGACUAAAAUCUAUAAAAUUCAUAGAAAAUCAACGUGCCAAUUUGCUCAAUUUCUCUAGGACUCCAUGACACCUCCCCUGUCCUCCAUAAUCCCUCAAGCAAGGUGUCAAGACCCUAAUCCUGUCAAAUCGCUCUGCCAAGCCCUUCCUCCGGGCGAUGCCAGGUGACAGACUAUGCAUACAUGGACCAUUGUCUUCUCAGGAUGUGCUUAUCUGCGCAUAUCUCCAGCUCUGCAUAUUCCCCCCUCCCUCCUCCAUAUGUUAAUCCGGUGUAACCCAACCUCUUCUUAAUGUAUUCAUGAUGUAACUGGGAUGUAUUUUGCACUGUAUUCUGGGACAUGGAGGGAAAUUUCAAAAGUUCAUGUCACCCCUUUCUCGCUGUUCAAUCUCGCCUUGAACCUGUUGCGCAAUAAACUUGGAUCUUCUGCAGUUUGCUCCUGUCUCCGGCUGAGCUCAUUUUUCUUCCACAGGGACCCGCGGACUUAGUCCGACGAGCUGGGUGGCAGAGUAGCCCCGCACCCAGAUUUUACCGUAACAAUGGUAAUGAUGUCUUGGUUCUGAAGAAUGAUAUUUCCCCCAGUCUGACUUAGUUAUCCUGGUGAUGAUUCAGCUAGAUGUUGUACACGCUGACCAUAUUCCAGAAGGGGUUGGUUGUCUUGGUCUUGCUUUGGCUUACUGAGAUCUGUCUUCUCCCUAUAGGUGUUCAUUCUAAAAUGGAUAAUUGUAACGUUUGACUUCAUUGAUCAGAAGGAAAAUAUGAAUGCUCUCUAUGGUUUCUUCUUCCGCUUCUUACAAUAUGAGAAACUGGUAAGAUAAAAAGGAAUGUGUUAUUUUGAAGGAACUCGCUUUUAUUCUGACAUUAACCCAAAUCAAACAAUAAAGAGUACUUUCCGACCACACAACAGGACACCAUGUGAAAAGUGGGGCCUUACAAAAACCUCUCCCAUUUCCUUCCUUUUCCUGUCUUGUUCCUUCCCAAUGGGCGCUGGUCGCAGCGCCCCCCGGGUGCACGGCAUGUUCAGGCAGGCAGGCAGGCAGGCAGGCAGCUAUCCGAUGUCGAUCCUGCCCGUUCCUCCCUCCACCCCCCUCAAAGACAGCCGCACAGGCAGCUAUCCGAUGGAGGGAGGGGGGGGAAUCCUGUUCUGCAUAGCUAUCAAUUCGGGUGUGAUAGUCUUAUGUUUGCAUACUUAUGGGAAAAUAAAACUAAUUUAUUUUAGAGCUUGUAUUUGUGUGUAUUCAUGGUAUCAUUUGUAGACCCAGUAGAUGGCAGUGUGGUGUGGAGAGUAUUUUUGGCAGCUCGUGAAAGGAUAGAGGGUGGAACGUUGACCGUUCAAAGGCACUAUAAGCAAUAUAAAUAUGUCAGGGAACUGCCAUCAGUGUCUGAGGGAGAGAGCAAGCUCCAAAGGGAUCCCGGAGAGCGUCCCGGGAGUGGGAGAGGCAGCCCCUCUUCCGGGGAAGAGAAUCAACGUAGCUCCAGUGGAGAAGGGGGGCAGAUGGGGGAAUCGGCGAGGCGGUCCCAUGACUCCUUGCCGGGGACCAGUGGGGAGAGGAAGGGUCCUCCGCUGCCUACGCCCUCCUUGCGCAGAAGGCUUCUGCACAGGGAGAGUAGGAGGAGACUUGGCGUCAAAGAGCUUCUUUGCUGGAAGAAGUUUAAGAAACGCCCACUGAUGGAUUCUGCCAGCGAUUGAGACAGUCACGGGCGAGUGGCUGCCCGGACAGGAAAGGUUCACUCAGGCAACCCAGCCAGAGGUUGGGACAAGCUUACGCACGAGAAACCCCUAGAACCAUUACAAUAUAUAUCUCCACAUUUUCCUAGCUACGUUUUCCCAGGAAAAUAUGAAUGCUCUCUAUGGUUUCUUCUUCCGCUUCUUACAAUAUGAGAAAUUGGUAAGAUAAAAAGGAAUGUGUUAUUUUGAAGGAACUCGCGUUUAUUCUGACAUUAACCCAAAUCAAACAAUAAAGAGUACUUUCCGACCACACAACAGGACACCAUGUGAAAAGUGGGGCCUUACAAAUCCCGCCCGUUCCUCCCUCCACCCCCCUCAAAGACAGCCGCGCAGGCAGCUAUCCGAUGGAGGGAGGGGGGGAAUCCUGUUCUGCAUAGCUAUCAAUUUGGGUGUGAUGGUCUUAUGUUUGCAUACUUAUGGGAAAAUAAAACUAAUUUAUUUUAGAGCUUGUAUUUGUGUGUAUUCAUGGUAUCAUUUGUAGACCCACUAGGUGGCAGUGUGGUGUGGAGAGUGUUUUUGGCAGCUCCUGAAAGGAUAGAGGGUUGAACGUUGACCGUUCAAAGGCACUAUAAGCAAGAUAUAUAUCCACAUUGUCCUAGCUACGUUUUCCCAUAAAAGAAUACACUCGAAUACAUUUGAAUCAAAUACAUUUGGAACAAGUGAUUGUUACAUUUAAGGAACAUUCUCUAGGAGAUGAGAUUGGGGGGAAAUACAAAAAACCCUUCGGAUACAUUUGGAUACAUUUAGAAAAGUACAGCAUUUUGAGGAAAAAUACAUUUGAGUCGAAAAAUACAUUCAGAUCCAUUCUUAAAGUCAAUGAGAAAGAUACAGCGAAAAAGGAUCCAUUCCCCAAGGCACCGUUGACCUUCUUGUAGGGUGUGAAGGCAGAAUACAAUCUAUUUGAUAUUGGUAGGGUCCUUCUCCUUCAUUCCCCUCUCUGACCCUGACUCUCUUACGACACAGGGACCAUCCCAGAGUGUGGGCACAACUUCUGCCGGUCCGGCCUGAUCCAGUGCAGCGGGGCAAAAGGAGGCUGGCUUCCUGUCCUCAAGGCCGAGUUGGAAUCCAGAGAAGGAGCCUCGUCCGCAAUCGGCAAUUGGCUACCUUUGUCGAAGUAGCCAAGACUCUCAGUCUUCAAGAGGGAAAGGAGGACUCUGUGAGAAGCACCAGGAGCCCCUGAAACUCUUUUGCAAGGAGGAUGAAGCCCCCAUCUGUGUGGUUUGGGGCAGAUCCAAGAAGCACCAACACCACGAGGUGAUUCCUCUGGAAGAGGCUGUCGAGGAAUACAAGGUACCUUGAGGGGGAGAAAUAGCUGUGUUUUCUUCUUGGCAGGUGAUCUUCUGAAUUCUCAGAUCCAAAGUAGUCAUGGUAUUCAUUGGUGGUUGUUUAUUACCUUAGAAGCAGCCAAGGGGAAGCCUGAGGUCUGCUGGGAUGCCUGGGAGGAGGGAGUCGAAGUCUUUCUCUCUACCAGGGGGGCCAAGGGAUCUUCCCUUGAAAUACAGCAGCUUCAAAGAUUUGGGUUGGGACCAUGGCAGGGAGAGAAAGGGUUAACCUCAUCCACAUCCCCCAGCAAGGUUGCUUUGUACAUAUUUAGAACACUACAAAUGUGAAUUGCACAUGUCUCCUUUGGCUAGCAGGAUGCCUCCUCAAUACCCUGCCAAGCAGAGAGCAGCAAGGGGUCAGCUGAAAGGGGGUGAGGAAUGGGGGCCAGUGUUAUAAGGAAAAAAACGGCUCCUUUUCCCUUCUGGGGUACCUCAGAGCCCAUAUAGAGUCCUUUUGUCGCUUCUCUAUCGGUAGGAGAAAAUAACAGAGGCCAACCAGAGAAUAUUGAGAAGCAAAGCAGCUAGUAAGCCAGAUCUUUAUUACCUGUUGCAACAGGGUGCUCACACCCCCCCACGCAGGAGGGAGGAGGAGACCCCGAACCAAGUCCUUAUAUAGACAUUUGAAAUUGCCCACCCUGGAGCCCAAGACCACCCCUCCAUACAUCAUACAUACAUCACAGAAGGGGUGGCCUACAACAGACUCCUGUCUGGCAGGAAACCUGUUGAUGGGUUUACCUGGCUGUUCAUGGGGUUACCUGGAUAUUCUUUUGUGAUGAGAACUACUUACGGUAUUUAUGUAUGUGUUCAUAUCUUAGACCUUCUAAUUCUCCUAACACCAGGAAUUGACCAGAUGGUGCAGAAUCCCCCCCCCCCAAGUAUCUGUUGGAAGCAGAUUUAGGAGUGGGGGGUGGAAGCACCUACUGGUGGGGAGCACACUUCUUCUGGGGAUGCUUCCUCCUCCUCCUCCUCCUCCUCUUCCCACUUCUCGCUGGGGCCUCAAGAUGAGAAGUCAGGCUGGAAGUCUCCUCGGAGAAGACAAAGGAGCAAGCAUGGCUGCCUUUCCUCUUCUCCAGACCAGUUAGUUGGACUAGAACCCUUUCCCAUCCCAGUUCUGCAGUGGUUUUAAGCAGUGUGCUGUGACAGAUGGGGUGCCUUGAAUGAUGGUCAGGGGUGCCGCGGGAGACACUGGCCUCUGUCCCUCUUUCCUUCCCUCCCUCCACGGAUCCCAUCUCUGCCUCCCCAAGGCUUGCCCAGCUGUUCUCCCCCAGAGAAUGGUGCCUCUGGGGCUGGCCAGGGGGUGUGGGCUGCCAGGAGCUGAGGCGGCCUCAGAGGAAGCAAGCCAACUGGCGAGGGGCCCUUGCUGUUGGGAAUGGACAGGCAAGUCCCAGGCCCCUGGGGGGCAGCUCAGAGACCAAGAGGAGGACUCCUAAGGAGAGGGGAGAGGAGAGGAGGCUGAGAGAGCACUCCGCAAGGGAGGCUGUUCAAGAAAGGGGGAGAGGAGGCAAGCAAGGGGGGGACCUAACUGGUCUCCUGAGCCCCACAGGGGUGCCGCAGAAAGAUGGGAGUUGGUCCAGGGAGCCGUGGACCCAAAAAGGUUGAAAACCUCUGUAACUUUUCUUUCCUCCAGUAAAUUACUGUGCUAUUAUAGCAAGGCCACUGGACCCAAGAAGCCAGUAGAAUAUUCAUCUUCUCUCUUUGUGUCUCAAUCAAAGCUGAGUUUUCCCUUUUCUUGUCAGGGAGAGAUCCGUCGCCGCCUGGAGAUUCGGAGGAAAGAGAGAGGGGAAAUUCUGACCUAUCAAGCAGACCUGGACAAGGAAAGCAAAGACCUCCUUGGAAGUGUCCCUAUUGUUACUAGUGAGGGAACAAGCACUUCAAGAAGCAAGUCCGGACUGAGGAGGGAUGGGGAAUUCUGCCCAUUUCAACUUCUCCCCAUUUCUCCUUUUUCCAUAUCGGUUUGUUAUUUAUUUAUUAUUCUGAAAAUGAAUCAAAUGCUAGGGUGGCUACCUUCUCGUAUAAAGAUGUUGAUACGUGCUUUGCCCUCAUAAAUACAUUUUUUGUGAACAUUACCUGGCUGGGUCAACCUUGAGAAAUUCAGAGGUGUGAAUUUCAAAAGAUUGCUGUUUUGGUCUCCAUAUUUUUCCAAGAAUUGCGAAUUAGGUAAGUUCACCUUUGAAUGCAGCUAAAUAGAGUUUAUUUCUCAUUGUUGUUUAUUAUGUGAAAAGCAGUCAAGGAGAAGCCUGAGGACUUGUGAGCUGAGAGGGUGGAAGCAGUUCAAUUCAAAUCCUAAUUCUCUUGCUGAUGUUUUGAAGGCUGACCAUCUUCCUCACUCAGACCUCCUCAGAACCGGAGAGGCUGAAGACUGUGGAGAAGUUCAGACAACUGCGCCAGUUCCUGGAAGAAGAAGAAAAGCGCCUGCUGAAUCAUGUGGAAGAGGUGGAGAAGGAGAUUGCAGGGAGAAGGGAUGAGCAGCUGGCCAGACUCUGCAGGAAACUCUCCUCUCUUGAGAGGAUCAUCCAGGUGAUGGAGGAAAAGGGUCAGCAGCCAGCGAGUGAACUGCUGCAGGUAAGACGGCUCCAGGAAAAGGCUGCCUCCCAUCCUUUCUGUGCCCCUUUCAUGUACGCAAGGAGUGUAGGGGCUCAGUUGACGGAGCCUCGAGUCAGCUUUGUAAUGGACAGGAAGACCCCAGAGACCUGGGAUGCUGAACUCACCUGA
This is a messenger RNA of Podarcis lilfordi (Lilford's wall lizard), 34019 nucleotides long. The record is from the annotation of a GenBank genome assembly. Lineage: Eukaryota; Metazoa; Chordata; Lepidosauria; Squamata; Lacertidae.